CUUUGGGGGCGGGAGGGGCCUGCCACACGCCGCAGGGCCUGGCUGGGGCGCCCUGCCCUCUCGGGAGGAAGGAGGGGGUUGUGCUCUGGCCAGCAGGUGGCGGCCCUUACCUAGGCGCCUGCCCUGGGCGGAGAGAGCGCGCCCGGGAGCCGCGGACGCAGCUGGUCCCACCCGGGCUGCUCGCCCCUCGUCGCAGCUUGCCGAGCCCGGCCACCAGGCUCCCCCGCACCGCCCCAUACCUGCGCUGGGAGCGGCGCGCGAGGCGGAGCGGGACCUGCCGCCUCCACCCGCCUCCGAUUGAUAAAUAACUUCGGCCGCGGCGGCGGAGGGUGCGAAGGUCGCGUCCGGGCUGCGCAGCGGGAGAAGCCCCCGAGCGGAGAUUGGCGGACGCUCCCCGCAGCCAUGUCGCCCGGCCCCGUGUGAGCCGGGACCCUCGGCGCUAGCAGCCUCGCGGCGGCGGGGCUCGAUGCUCCGGGGCUGAACGUCCCCCUUCCCCGGCUUGCCGCGCUCUCCAUCCCGGGCUGCGCCCCGCUGGGGUCCCGGCCGGGACAUGUCGGUCUCCCAGCUCUACACCAAGUACACAAAGGUUUGGAUUCCUGACCCUGAUGAAGUGUGGAGAUCAGCAGAAAUUAUCAAGGAUUACAAAGAAGGGGAUAAAAGCCUACAUCUGAAAUUUGAAGAUGACGCUAUCUACGAAUAUCCAGUUGAUCUCAAAACCAAUCAACUGCCCUUCUUGCGUAAUCCAGAUAUUCUGGUGGGCGAAAAUGACCUGACGGCUCUAAGUUAUCUCCAUGAGCCUGCUGUCCUACAUAAUUUAAAAGUUCGAUUCUUGGAAUCGAAUCACAUCUAUACCUACUGUGGUAUUGUUCUUGUUGCCAUUAACCCAUACGAACAAUUGCCAAUCUAUGAACAAGAUGUCAUCUAUGCAUAUAGUGGCCAAAACAUGGGGGACAUGGAUCCUCACAUCUUUGCAGUGGCCGAAGAAGCCUACAAGCAAAUGGCUAGGGAUGAGAAGAACCAGUCCAUUAUCGUAAGCGGAGAAUCCGGUGCCGGAAAGACCGUCUCUGCCAAAUAUGCCAUGCGCUUUUUCGCAUCCGUUGGUGGCUCUGCCAGUGAGACCAACAUUGAAGAGAAGGUCCUUGCAUCCAGUCCAAUCAUGGAGGCAAUUGGAAAUGCUAAAACAACCAGGAACGACAAUAGCAGUCGCUUUGGGAAAUACAUUCAGAUUGGCUUUGAUAAAAGAUACCAUAUCAUUGGUGCCAACAUGAGGACAUAUCUGUUGGAAAAAUCAAGAGUUGUAUUUCAGGCAGAAGAUGAACGAAACUAUCAUAUCUUCUAUCAGCUGUGUGCCUCUGCCAGUCUUCCAGAAUUUAAAGAUCUAGCUCUCACAUGUGCUGAAGACUUUUUCUACACUUCUCUGGGAGGCGAGACAAUUAUUGAUGGAGUUGAUGAUGCUGAUGAUUUUGAGAAAACCAGACAUGCUUUCACCCUGCUUGGAGUGAAAGAGUCCAAUCAGAUGAGCAUUUUUAAGAUAAUAGCUUCCAUCCUGCACCUAGGAAACUUGGAAAUUCAAGCAGAACGAGAUGGAGACUCUUGUAGUAUAUCGAAACAGGAUGAACACCUGAAUAAUUUUUGCAGAUUGCUUGGCGUGGAGCACAGCCAGAUGGAGCGCUGGCUGUGCCAUCGGAAGCUUGUCACAACAGCUGAGACGUACAUCAAGCCCAUGUCUCUGCAGCAAGUCGUGAAUGCCAGGAAUGCGUUGGCCAAGCACAUAUAUGCCCAGCUGUUUAACUGGAUUGUGGAGCAUAUCAACAAAGCCCUGCAUACCACCGUCAAGCAGCACUCAUUCAUUGGGGUUCUGGAUAUCUAUGGGUUUGAAACUUUUGAAGUGAAUAGCUUUGAACAGUUUUGUAUCAACUAUGCCAACGAAAAACUUCAACAGCAGUUCAACUCGCAUGUAUUUAAGCUGGAGCAAGAAGAGUAUAUGAAGGAACAAAUCCCUUGGACUCUUAUAGAUUUUUAUGACAAUCAGCCCUGCAUAGACCUUAUAGAAGCCAAACUUGGUAUCUUGGAUCUGUUGGAUGAAGAGUGUAAGGUUCCUAAAGGAACUGACCAGAACUGGGCACAGAAAUUAUAUGACAGACAUUCCAGCAGCCAGCACUUCCAAAAACCUCGAAUGUCCAAUACCUCCUUCAUUGUUGUUCACUUUGCAGAUAAGGUGGAGUAUCAGUCUGAUGGAUUUCUGGAGAAAAAUAGGGACACUGUAUAUGAAGAACAGAUCAACAUACUGAAGGCCAGCAAGUAUCAAAUGGUAGCUGACUUAUUUCAAGAUGAAAAGGAUUCUGUGCCUGCUACUCCGACCAUAAAGGGAGCCGCCCCCAAAAUCAGCGUCCGUUCUGCCAGACCAUCUGUGAAAGCUGCCAACAAAGAGCACAAGAAAACUGUGGGGCACCAGUUCCGAAACUCCUUGCAUUUAUUGAUGGAGACGCUGAAUGCUACCACUCCACACUACGUGCGCUGCAUCAAGCCAAAUGAUGAGAAACUUCCAUUCAAAUUUGAUCCAAAGAGAGCAGUCCAGCAGUUAAGAGCCUGUGGUGUGUUGGAGACCAUCCGUAUCAGUGCAGCUGGCUACCCAUCCAGGUGGUCCUACCAUGACUUUUUCAAUAGGUAUCGAGUUCUUAUGAAAAAGAGGGAGAUCUCUAAAAAUGACAAGAAGUUGAUCUGUAAAACACUUCUGGAAAACCUCAUUAAGGAUCCUGACAAAUUCCAGUUUGGACGUACCAAGAUCUUUUUCCGUGCAGGCCAGGUGGCAUAUCUGGAGAAACUGAGGGCAGAUAAAUUCAGAGCUGCUACUAUCAUGAUACAGAAGACUGUGCGGGGCUGGCUGCAGAGGGUCAAGUACAGAAGGAUAAGAAAUGCUGCAAUAACAAUCCAGAGGUAUACACGAGGACACCUGGCUCGCAGAUUGGCAGACCACCUAAGGAAAACAAGAGCUGCCAUCGUUUUCCAGAAACAAUACCGAAUGUUGAGAAUCCUUCAUGCUUUCCAGAAGAUCCGCAAUGCCACUAUCACAAUUCAGGCCUUCACUCGGGGCAUGUUUGUCAGGAAGAUUUACCACAAGAUCCUUUUGGAGCACAAAGCUACCAUCAUCCAGAAACAUACCCGGGCCUGGCUGGCUCGUAAGCACUUCCUGCGCUUCAAGUGUGCGGCUGUGGUCAUCCAAUGCUACUUCAGGCGCAUGAAGGCCAGGCAAGAGCUGAAGAAACUGAAGAUUGAGGCACGGUCAGCACAGCACUUGAAGAAACUCAAUAUCGGCAUGGAGAACAAGGUGGUUCAGCUUCAGAGGAAGAUAGAUGAUCAGAACAAAGAAUACAAGCACCUGAAUGAGCAGCUCUCUGCACUUACCUCUGCCUAUUCCACCGAUGUGGAAAAGCUGAAGAAGGAGCUGGAGCAAUAUCGGCAGAAUCGGGGGGAUAGCAACCAGCUUGUAAACUUGAAAAAAGAGAUUGAGAGCCUCAGGCUGGAGCUUGAGAAAGCCCACAGUGAAAGGAAGAUUAUUGAAGACACCUAUGAUAAGGAGAAAGAUCUACUCCGAAAGCACGUAUCAGACCUAGAAGAGGAGAAUGCUCUUUUGAAACAGGAAAAAGAGGAUCUUAAUAACAGAAUCCUGUGUCAGUCUGAAGAUGAAUUUGCCCAAAACACUGUCAAGGAAAAUUUCCUGAUGAAGAAGGAGCUGGAAGAGGAGAGAUCUCGUUAUCAGAACCUGGUAAAGGAGUAUUCAAGGCUGGAGCAGAGAUAUGACAAUUUGAGGGAUGAGAUGACUAUUAUAAAGCAGUCCCCAGGACACAGAAGAAACCCAUCUAACCAGAGCAGUCUAGAGUCUGAUUCCAAUUGUCCAUCAGUCUCUACAUCUGAGAUAGGAGACACGGAGGAUGCAAUACAACAAGUGGAGGAUGUUGGUUUGGAUAAAGCAGCCAUGGAUAUGACUCUGUUCCUGAAGCUACAAAAGCGAGUGAGGGAGCUUGAACAGGAGAGAAAGAAACUGCAAACCCAGCUGGAGAAAAAGAAGUCCCAGGUAAUUGAAACGAAGAAUGAAAUGGAUUCAGACCGUGACACAGAUCUAGCCUACAACAGUCUGAAGAGGCAAGAAUUGGAAUCAGAGAAUAAGAAACUGAAAAAUGAACUGAAUGAACUGAGGAAGACUAUUGUAGACCGGGUGACCCAAAACAACUCAUCCAGUGAUAUCCAGGACAGUUAUACCCUCUUAUUAAACCAGCUUAAAUCAGCCAAUGAGGAACUGGAAGUGAGGAAAGAGGAGGUGCUUAUCCUAAGGGCACAGAUUAUAAAGGAAGCCCAGCAAAAAGAGACUGGCAAAAAUAUGGACUCGAACAUCAACAUGUAUACCAGCUGGCCAAACAGUGACAAGCAUGUCGAUGCAGAGGAUGCAAUUGAGGCCUACCAUGGGGUGUGUCAGACAAAUCGCAAGACUGAGGACUGGGGCUAUCUCAAUGAAGAUGGAGAGCUCGGCUUGGCCUAUCAGGGCCUAAAGCAAGUUGCCAGGCUCCUGGAAGCCCAGCUUCAGGAUCAGAGGAGAGAGCACGAAGAGGAGGUGGAAACUCUGAAAACCCAGAUGGAAACCCUGAGAGAUGAGAUGGAGAAACAGCAGCAGGCGUUUUUCCAGACCCUACAGCUGCCACCAGAGGCCCAGGUGGAAUUUGGCAUCCAGCAAGAAAUCACACGUCUGUCAAAUGAAAAUCUGGAUCUCAAAGAGUUACUAGAGAAACUAGAAAAGAAUGAGAAGAAGCUGAAGAAACAACUAAAGAUUUACAUGAAGAAGGUCCAGGAUUUUGAAGCAACCCAAGCUACAGCACAGACAGAGAGGAGGCGUCACGAGCUUACUAGGCAGGUCACUGUCCAACGGAAGGAAAAAGAUUUCCAGGGAAUGUUGGAAUAUUACAAGGAAGAUGAGCCACUUCUCAUCCGAAACCUCAUUACAGAUCUCAAACCACAGACAGUUUCUGCCACAGUUCCAUGUCUUCCUGCUUACAUCCUCUACAUGUGCAUCAGGCAUGCAGAUUACAUCAAUGACGACCAGAAAGUGCACUCCUUACUCACGUCCACCAUUAACGGCAUUAAGAAAGUAUUAAAGAAACACAAUGAUGACUUUCAGAUGACGUCAUUUUGGUUGGCUAAUACCUGUCGCCUCUUACAUUGUCUAAAGCAGUACAGCGGGGAUACGGGUUUUAUGACACAAAAUACCGCUAAGCAGAAUGAACACUGUCUUAAGAACUUUGACCUCACGGAGUACCGGCAGGUUUUAAGUGACCUCUCCAUUCAGAUCUAUCAGCAGCUCUUUAAGAUAGCGGAAGGCAUGUUGCAACCAAUGAUAGUGUCUGCAAUGUUGGAAAGUGAGAGCAUCCAGGGUCUGUCAGGCGUGAAGCCAAUGGGCUACAGGAACCGAUCAUCCAGCAUGGUAGAUGGUGACAACUCUUACAGCUUAGACGCAGUCAUUCGCCAAAUGAAUACGUUUCAUAGCAUCCUGUGUGACCAGGGCCUGGACCCGGAGAUUAUUCAGCAAGUCUUCAAGCAGCUCUUCUACAUGAUCAAUGCAGUAACGCUGAACAACCUCCUGCUGAGAAAAGAUGUCUGUUCGUGGAGCACUGGUAUGCAGCUCAGGUAUAACAUAAGCCAGCUGGAGGAAUGGUUGCGUGGGAAGAAUUUGCAACAGAGUGGAGCAGCAGAGACAAUGGAGCCCCUGAUCCAGGCAGCACAACUGCUUCAGCUCAAAAAGAAAACUUCAGAAGAUGCUGAGGCUAUCUGUUCCUUAUGUACAUCCCUCACUACACAUCAGAUUGUAAAAAUAUUAAAUCUCUAUACUCCGGUUAAUGAGUUUGAAGAACGUGUGACAGUAGCCUUCAUACGAAACAUUCAGGCAAAUUUGCAAGAGCGAAAUGACCCACCACAGCUGCUGUUAGACUACAAAUAUAUGUUCCCAGUUGUGUUUCCAUUCAGUCCAUCCUCCAUAACCAUGGACUCUAUUCACAUCCCUGCUUCUCUCAACUUGGAAUUUCUCAAUGAAGUCUGAAGAAAAUGUCUUCAAACCGGUCCCCCUUCACCAGAGAAUUCAAGCAAAAAACAAAAAAAAAUCUUUUUAACGUGGACCAAACAAGAUUAUGGAAGAUUAUGGAAUACACAGUAAUCAGUUAGUGCUAAACUUUAUACUGUAAUAAGAAACUGAUCUUGUAUGUGAUUUUUUUUUGUAACUUGCAGCUCAAAAUAAGAAUACUUGAAAUACAGAAUUUUUUUACUGCUUGAUUUCAUGUUGAAAUAGUGCAAAGCCCAUAGCAGAGUCUCCAACAGACAUGAACAGCAAACACUGGAAAGUGGGAGAUGGUUAAUUUGGUCUUCGUAAGUGACUAUGAAGAAACUCCAGAUAAAAAUCAAAGUCAAAACACUGUCUUCAGAAAAAUGAUGGCAUUGAUAAGGUGGUUUGUACAUAUUAAUACAUUUCUAUGCAGAGAUACAAUUUCACACUUCUUCCUGUUGCUAGUCACUGUAUCACAAUGGUCAGUUCAGAAAUGUAAGUUGCAAAAUGUGCAAAUAAGUGUUCAUCACCUAGUUUAAGGUGUCAGUGAAAAUAAGCGUAGUUUUCAGUCUAAGGUGGAUUUUGUUUGUCAGGAAUUCUGACUUCCUGAGUCACCACUGCUCUCCAUCCAGUACACUUUUAUCUCUGUGCAUGCUGCAGAGAUGUGACUAGGGGUGGCUAUUUAGACUUUCUCUCACCCACAAAAUUGUGGUGAUGGCCUCAAAUCUUUCUGGUGUAAUAACCUAGGAAGUGAGGGGCUGUAGUGUCUCUCCCCACGUCAGUAUUGGAAACUUUCAUCCUAAAAUCCACUCCUGGCAUUACCCUAUGCUUUUAGGAGUUAAGAUACUGCCACAUCUAGUGAAGACAAAGAUGCUCUACAGGUUUUUAAUACCUUACAUAAUUAUGGAGGGCAGUAGCUGUUUCCAUGAGCUGACAUAACCAGUAUCAGAAUCCAUGUAACAAAAUUGUACCUACACCCAGGGUCACCCCUAGGAGGGUGUGGGGCCCGGGACAUAGGCGCCAAGUUUCUGAUCUGUCAGGGAGUGCUCCCCUCGCCCAGUUCUGACUCAACCCCUUCCCCCAAGCCCCUGCCUCUUCCCCACCCAAUUCCGCUCCUCUCCCCUCCCCUCAUAGCGCCUCCUGACACAGCAAAAUAUCUGAUCCACAGUAGGCACUGAGAAGCAAGGGCAGGUGCUGAUCGGUGGGCAGGAGGCCCUGGAGGGAGAUGGAGGUUCUGGAAGGGGGGCUGCCGAUGGCUGCUGCUCGCCUUCUCACCCCCCCGCCCACCUCCUCAUCUCUCUCCUGCCUGCUGCUCACCUCCCCAUUCGCUCCCUGACCCUGCUCGCCCUCCUGCCUCACCCUCUCAUGAUUUUAUGGAAGCGUGGGGCCUCCAAUUUGCCAUACCCAAGGGACAGCUCUGCCUACACCAUUCUGUAAAUUCUGGCAAUUUUCAUAUGUGUGGAUAACUUAUGUAAAUCCAAUCCAGUUCCUGAUCCUGCUCACACUGGGUGAAAUCGUAGCCCUAAUUAAGUCAGUGGAAAAACUCCAGUUGACUUCAACAGGGUCAGAAUUAUUACCCAUUGAAUUCAAUAGCAAUACUUCUAUUGACCAGUGGUGCAGCUUCUGGGCCUAAAGUAACAAAAGGAAUACUAGCAAUAAUUUGUUUAAUUCACAGUGUUUUAAAGCAAAAGAGAAUAGGUAAGAAAUUGAAUGACUUAAGUCCAUGUCUAUACUAGCACUUAUGUCGGCAAAACUUUUAUUGCUGAGGGGUGUGAAAAGACCUCCCUGAGUGACAUAAAUUUUGCCGGCAUAAGCGCUCGUAUGCACAAUGCUAUGUUGGCCGGCGAUGCUCUCCCGCUGACAUAGCUACUGCCGUUCACUGAGCUGGUUUUAUUAUAUUGAUGGGAGAGCUCUCUCCUGUUGGCAUAACACAGCUAAGUAAGUGCUCUUACAGCUACACAGCUGUCUCAAUACAGCUGUUCCGCUGUAAGCUUGUAAGUGUAGACAUGGCCCAACUCAAAAAUCCUAUAACUAGUAUUUUGAUAACCCAAAGCACUUUUUAACAGAACAUGGAAGUCGUCAAUAAUCUUAAAUUCCUCUCAGAAUAAUGAACUGAAAACUGUCAAAUACAAGAAGUUAUCAGAUAAAAUCAUUUGAAUUGUAAUUCAAUAGGAGUUUUUGAAAU
Molecule: messenger RNA, 8270 nt
Organism: Dermochelys coriacea (leatherback sea turtle)
Lineage: Eukaryota; Metazoa; Chordata; Testudines; Dermochelyidae
Gene: MYO5B
Product: myosin VB
Exons: 40
Coding region: 551-6085 (1844 amino acids)
Biological process (GO): vesicle transport along actin filament; actin filament organization
Cellular component (GO): cytoplasm; myosin complex; actin cytoskeleton
Molecular function (GO): ATP binding; actin filament binding; microfilament motor activity
Source: RefSeq, a predicted model, not a curated record